UCGAUUCCAAUAGCAUUAACGAUCAAGCAACCAAUUGGAAUAGACAGCGAAAAGAUAGAGUUCAGCAAAUAAUUUAAAGUUUUUCCGUAAAAGUCACAAACACAAACUCCAAGUGAAAAUGUCAUUUCUAACGCGUGAAUAUAAUUUCUACGAAUCAGAAUUAGCCGCCGCUAAAGAUCAGCGCACAAUGGCAAUGCGCAGCGUCAAGAAGCUAUUUCGGCCAUUGAUGCGCAUCAUCAAGAAGAAGCAGUUAUUGCAGAAGACGCUCACCGAAGUGAAGCAACAGAAUGAUUACAAUUCAUCGCUAGAAGAUAUGCGUAAAGAUCCAGCCGCGCUAAGUGCGCACGAUGACAAUUUGGCGAAUGAAGCUUUAGAGCAACGCCUCUAUGAAGAAUUACAGCAAUGCAGCAGCGCACCCGAAUCGGCGGCGAUUAUUGUGCGUGAGGGUGAUAGUCAGAAAAUUGUGCCCGUGAAACAGCAACAAUACAUACCAGUGCAUUUUGCGCGCACCAGCAAUGGCACAUUCUUCUGGACCUCCACCGAUAUGCCACGCCAACAUGAGCACCAAUUGCGUCAGCAACUCGAUCGCUGGGGACAGGCGUAAGCGUUAGCGUAAGAACAAACAGGAGCUGAGUUGCAGUUUAAGUAGAAGAAGAAGGAUGGGCUCACUCGCCAGAGUAGUCUUGGUAGCAGCUUUAAGCGCAACGGCCACUUUGCAGCCCAGGCGAAGCGGCACAUUUGCGCAUAGACCGCACCGCGCACGCCGGCCACGAGUGCGCGGUUUAGCUUCCUAUUUUUUAUGUGUACUCGUAUGUGUGUGUUUUUAAAUUUUUUAAAUUGAACUUUAAGUUAAGAUAAAUUUUUAUGGUGAUAUUAGCUUUUAGUCGCAAGGCUAUACAUUUUUUUUUAUAAAUUAAUUGAUAUUCAAUUGUGAAAAUUUAUUUUGUAGCUACAGUGACAAAUUUUUUUCAUUCAUUGUCUAAUUGUGAUUUUAGCGAGUUUAGUUUUAGGGUAAGCUUAGAAUAGAAUUUUUGAAAAAAUCUAGGUUUAUAGCUUUAACAACUACUGAUAUGUCUUCCUAAUUUAAUUUUUAAGUGGUUUGCUCACAUAGUUUAUUGUCUUCCAUGUAAAACUGUGUAGGGAAAAGUAUAGUUUUUAAGCGAAAAUAUUUGUAAACAAAAAUUGCAUAAAAUAAAAUU
Molecule: messenger RNA, 1199 nt
Organism: Anastrepha ludens (Mexican fruit fly)
Lineage: Eukaryota; Metazoa; Arthropoda; Insecta; Diptera; Tephritidae
Gene: Tom
Product: enhancer of split malpha protein
Exons: 1
Coding region: 119-604 (161 amino acids)
Biological process (GO): sensory organ development; Notch signaling pathway
Source: RefSeq, a predicted model, not a curated record